AUGUCUUAAUAAAGAAGACCAAAUAGUUAGUAGAAGAUGACAUAGAAUAUAGUAAAAAAGUAAUUUGAUAUUAGACAUAAUCAAUUAACAAUUUAAAGAGUUAAUUAUAGUAAUAGAGAUAAAAUAAUAGAUGGUGUGAAUAAAAAAUAAAUAAAGAACUUUUCGAUUUUUUGUCAUAAAUAAAUUUACAAUAAUAUUAUGGAAAGAUAGCGUAGCAUUGUGAGGGUAGUUUAUAGUAACUGAUUGAAAUGAAGUAAAUAAAUGAAUUAAAUAAAUCAGAUCAACGAAAGAUAUUAAGGACUUACCAUUUGGAUAUCAAAUUAAAUUAUAGGUAUAAAGACUUGAUUAAAAUUGAGAAAGCGAUUGAGAAGAUGUCUAAGGAAGCAGGAAAUAAAAUAUCUCCGAUUUAGAAAAUAGAAUAGAGAUUAUAAAAUGAUUAGAAAGAAUGUUGUUGGAUAUGUUUUUAAUUGAUAUUUGAAAGCAUAGAUUGUUAUGGGAAGAAAAUGUGUUCUGAAAAAUGUAAAUAAAUGUAUUUGAAAGAGAUAUAAGUAAGGAAGUCUAAAUUAAAAUAAGAUAAAUUGUAAGAGAUGUGGAAGAGUGAAACCUAAAUAUGAUGCAAUUAAUUCAUAUGGAGAAUGGUACUGUAAAUAAGAAUGUGUUUAUAGUGAGGAGGAAUUAAUGUUUUUGUUAAUAAAAUAGAGUCAAUCAAAGAAAUGAG
Paramecium sonneborni is the source of this 718-nucleotide messenger RNA. Lineage: Eukaryota; Ciliophora; Oligohymenophorea; Peniculida; Parameciidae. The record is from the annotation of a GenBank genome assembly.